Periconia digitata is the source of this 1609-nucleotide messenger RNA. Lineage: Eukaryota; Fungi; Ascomycota; Dothideomycetes; Pleosporales; Periconiaceae. The record is from the annotation of a GenBank genome assembly.
UGACACAGCCUUAAACCAACGCGGCCAAUUGAGCUACUCUUCAUUCAAGACAACAACAAUGUUUGGCCUACUUAGACAUCGCUGCCUGCCCAAGUCCGCCGGCGGCCUGUUUGCCAGCCGCGCGCCUCUGCAGUACCGUGCGCUACAGGCGCAGGCGCAGGUUUCGAAACGCGAGGGCGAUAUCUCGGACGCAUUCGCGUCGCUGUCAGGCCAGGAAUUUACGCCGCUGACGCCCGAGUAUGCGGAGCUAAAAACGCGUUUGAUUCAAGGUCGUGAAGACUUGAUACGGCAAUCAUGGGAACGAUUGUUGAAGGAUCUCAGGGAAGAAAUCCCCCUCAUCGUGGAGCAGGGGUCCAAGAUCAUUCCUCAGAUUGACUUCAAGGACGUCGAUGAUGCUCCCGAAGCAUUCAGCCAGGAGCUCAGGAAGAGAGGUGUUGCUGUGAUUCGAGGCGUCGUGAGCCAGCAAGAGGCUUUGGGUUGGAAAGAGGACCUACGCCAAUACAUACGUCAAAAUCCUCAGACCAAAGCCUUUCCACCAGAGAAUCCGCAAGUAUUCGAACUCUACUGGUCCCGCGCCCAACUUCUCGCACGUGCUCAUCCGAACAUGCUCAAAGCACAGCGUUUUCUCAUGUCCUACUGGCACUCGUCGAACCCCGAAACCCCGAUAUCCACCCGCCACCCCAUAAGCUACUGCGAUCGUCUACGCAUGCGUUUACCAGGCGAUGCCCGCUUUGCCCUUGGCCCACACGUAGAUGGAGGCAGUGUCGAGCGUUGGGAUGAGCGCGGCUACGGUCUGGGGAAAGUCUACGACAACGUAUGGAAAGGGGAAUGGGAACAAUUCGACCCUUGGGAAGCCAGCUGCCGCCUUCCAGUAGAAUCAGACCUGCAUCAAGGCGUUGGAGCCUGCACUGCCUUCCGGAUGUUCCAAGGCUGGCUCUCCCUUUCUCAAACAGGUCCAUUCGAAGGCACCCUCCUCGUAAACCCCUUACUCGCCAAAGCAACAGCAUAUUACCUGCUCCGACCCUUCUUCAGCCCGAAACGCGGCAUCGACUCCCCCGGCGCGCAAACCGCUUCCGAAGCCAUCACAGAAUCCGCAUCCUUCCUCGACGCUGACAACUGGGAACUGGACGCGCGCCAGUCCUCCUGGAUCCAAGGCGCGACACCGGGCCGCGGCCAAGAACUCUCGCACUUGCUCCACCCGCACCUCCACCUCGCCAAAUCCAUGAUCCACAUGCCUACCGUGCAGCCCGGCGACUACGUAGCCUGGCACUGCGACACCAUCCACGCCGUGGACAGAAUCCACAAAGGCGCCGCUGACUCCUCGGUCCUGUAUAUCCCGGCGUGUCCGCUCACCGAGGAUAACGCAAAGUACCUCGCCACACAGAGGAGCAUGUUUGUCCAGGGAACUCCGAGCCCGGAUUUUGGAGGCGGGGUUGGCGAGAGUGCGCAUGUUGGGAGGGUGGGGGCGAGGGAGAUGGUGGAGCUUGUGCAGGUCGAGGGAGCUAGGGCUAUGGGGUUGGCCGAGUGGGAUAGUGCUGAGGAAGGGUUGUCGGGGGCGGAGAGGGAGGUUCUGGAUCGUGCGAAUAAGGUGCUUAGGUUCUAUGAUUAG